This is a messenger RNA of Saccostrea echinata, 2723 nucleotides long. RefSeq names its product myotubularin-related protein 10-A-like. The transcript is spliced from 16 exons. Lineage: Eukaryota; Metazoa; Mollusca; Bivalvia; Ostreida; Ostreidae. Bases 59 to 2317 code for a protein of 752 amino acids. The record is from RefSeq and is a predicted model, not a curated record.
AAGGGGGCGUAGCUAGCACUCGCUUAUAUAUAAACAAAGUGAAACAGGCUAUGUUGACAUGGCUUCAAUCGGAAGAGCUUUUAUGAGAAGGAAUAACAGUUAUGAUGUCGUUAAGUUAAAGACAUUUAAAUCCUAUGUUGAUCAAGAUGAAGAUGAAACUGAUGAUGAGAUAAAAAAACGAGCAUCCUCAUUUUUUCAGAAUGACUUGAUACCACGACUCCUGCCAGGAGAGAGAGUGGUAACGGAGGCAGACAGUGUGUUGUGUUUUGUUCCAUUUACUGAAAAAAAGCAGGGAACCUCAGGGAAGCUCUUCAUUACAAACUUCAAACUCACAUUCUUAACUGGGGACAGAUCAUCUUAUGAGAAGGAGGCUCAGCGACAGAGGAACAAGAUAAUUGAUGAUGGAGACAUUCCACUCACUAACAUUGAAAGCAUUUAUCAAGUUGUGUCAGGAGGGAAGAGAAGGAAGUUACUGCCUAAUACUACUGUAUCAACACUGACUAAAUACCUGGAAAUCCAUUGCAAGGAUUUCAGGACUCAUGUUUUUGGUUUUAAGUUUUCCCCCAAAGACCAGAUCAAAAAGAUAACCAAUGCUGUGAUUCACUAUGCAUAUCCCAACAAAUCCUAUCUCCUGUAUGCAUUUGAGUAUGCCAAAGCUCUCCAAACACCAGAGAACGGGACUGUUAGUAAUACUCCGAGGUACGAUUGUGCAGCUGAUUGGGAGAGAGAACUGAAUCGGUGCGGGUGUACCAAGUGGACGGUGUGUGAAGUCAAUCAGGGUUACUGUGUGUCACAGAGCAUGCCAGAGAGAUUUGUUUUACCCAUGAACUUAAUGAGCUAUGAUGAAUUGAUGAAGGCAGCUUCCCAGUUCAAUGAAAACAGGUUACCAGCCUGGUGUUAUACACACACAAGUGGAGCCAGUCUGGUCAGAAUGGCAGAGAUGUAUGCAGACUCAGAUUUAGCAGGUUAUGUGGGAAAUCUUUCAUCUGAGAUGUAUAUUAGGACAUAUUGUAAUCGGUUAAGAACUGCAAUACAGCUUGCAGAUGUGAAUAAAGGAUACCCUGUAGAAAUGGAUCUGACAAAACUCUGCCCAUCAUUAAAAGAUAUCCAAGGAGCAUACGAAAAACUCAAAGACCUGAUAUUCAUAGAUUCUGGAAAGGACUUUGCUGUACAGGACAUAUCUUGGUUAUCCUCUCUGGAGGGAACAAAAUGGCUGACUUGUGUUUCCCAGUGUUUGAAGACAGCUUGUGAUGCUGCUGAACACAUGAAAAGACAUACAGUUAUUAUCAAAGAGCCAGACAGUCGCCAUUACUGCUGCCUUAUAUCUAGUCUUGUGCAGAUUUUGCUGGACAGGUAUUUCAGAACUAGGAUAGGAUUUCAGUCCCUCAUUCAGAGGGAGUGGGUUGCCAUGGGUUACCCUUUUCAAAGAGAGGGUUGUCUGGUGCAGGAUUUAAACCGACCAAAUAAUGAAUACAUUCCACUUUUCCUUCUUUUUUUGGACUGUGUAUGGCAGUUGAUGGGACAAUACCCCUCAGCCUUUGCCUUCUCAGAGACAUAUCUGGUCACACUCUGGGACAGUGUUCACAUGGGUAUUUUCGAAACAUUCCUAUUUGACAGUUACCAUCAGCGGACACGUUACCACAUUGAUGGGCGGUGGCAGCAGAGGUUCUGUUUACCUUCUGUGUGGGACUGGCAGAUACAAUUUAGUAAUGAUGACCAGUCCUUCUUCAACAAUCCCUUGUACAUAAUGAAAACCAAUCCUGAUGUCUGCGAAGCAUUGACCAAAUCUAAGAAUCUUGAGUCCUCUCUCCGACAUAAAAUCUCCAUCAAGAAGUUGUACUCCUAUGAACUGCAGAACUUUGAAGAAUCUAACUUGUGUUCCAAUGCAGUGAAAUCAGAUAGAAGUACAAGACUGACUCCACUAGUAGGGGCUGCCUGUAUGAAGCUAUGGAGUCAAUGUUACUUACGGUGGCAGACGCCAGCUCAGAUCAUUGGGGGCGGCAAUCCUUCACAGUAUUUACAACAGUGUGUGAUGGUGGAAGAAAUCUUGUGUCUUCUUCACAAGCUAGAGGUCUUAAAUAAAAACAGUGCUAAGUCUGUGAACAGUCUGACUCGGACUAGGAGUGAUUUAGUGUUCAGUAUGGCAUUGGACACCCCAAGGACAACUGAACUGUUGGCCAACAGUUAUCUGACUUCAUCUUUUCCAUUUUCUUCUGCACAGCGUUUGUCCAGAGAGGAGAAAUCAGUGUUUACACCUAUCAGUCUGUUUUUGGAACACAGCAACAUUGACUAUGACUACUCAAAUGAUGAUGACUAAAAUUAGAUUGCAAUGUGAGCACAAUUGCUCAAACCACAACAACAACAACAGUGUAAUUCACAGACAUAUACUAGUACUAGUCACUAGAGAGCAAUAUUGAACAAAAUUACUCAAAUCCUGAUAACUAAUUCAUAGACCCAUGCUUUCAUUGGCCUCAACAUUCCAUUUUUAGGUCACCUGAGUCACUCAGGUGACCUAUUGCUAUCUGUUCUCAUCCGUCGUCGUCGUGUGCGUCGUGCGUCAUGUGUUAACAUUUGAACAUUUUUAGCUUCUUCUCUGAAACCGCUUAACCAAUUUCAACCAAAUUUGGCAUAUAGCAUCUAUGGGUGAAGGGGAACAAAAAUUGUGAAUUUCAUGGUCCCUGCCCCCCCUGGGGCCUAAGGGGUGGGGCUAAAACCACUGAAAA